CGCCACAGAUUGCCCAGAGACGCGCCAAGCACAAGCACCAUGGCCGAGCUCGACGCCAUCCUCGGCAAUGAUGAAGGCGGCAUGGACAUGGACAUGGGCGGCACUAAUCAAGGCGCGCCGCGGCGGAACCCGGCGUACGAGCAGCUCUUAACCGCGUGGCGGUCGGAGCAGGCCUGCCCGGAAGUGCUGCCCUGGCGCGGCGAUUUAGUAGAUGCUUUAUUAGAUGCGGCGGAGCAGCAGGAGGCCAUGGUCAAGGCGACGGUCGAGCAAGGGGGCGACGUCGACGAGUGCUUGUUUUCGGCGCCGUUGUACGAGAGCGAGCUCGCGCGGUGCCGUUUUGUGGUUGGUUCGUACGUGCGCUGUCGACUACGUAAAUUAGAAAGACAGUGCGGGUACAUCAUCGCGGACGACGACGCCUACGGUCGUCUCUCAGACGCCGAAAAGACGCACGCCGUCAAGUACUUGGAUUUGAUCGAAAAGCACCACCGCGCGUCGUUACUCGAAGAUCUACCGGAACCCUUCCGCGACGAGCGCAAGGACGGCGACGAGGCCUGCCCCGAGGUGUUGGCCAAAGCUAUUUCCAAAGCUCCGGCGUUGGACCGCUUCGUCUUCAUCAAGGCGAACAAGGACCUGGGGGACGUGCAGAUCGAUAGUAGUGGCGAGACGGCGUUCAUCUCGAAGGGCGACACGCACGCGCUGCGCUACGGGCCCGUGCGGGAUUAUGUGCUGGACGGGAGCCUGAGCCUCGUCUAA
Molecule: messenger RNA, 753 nt
Organism: Pelagomonas calceolata
Lineage: Eukaryota; Pelagophyceae; Pelagomonadales; Pelagomonadaceae
Source: the annotation of a GenBank genome assembly